Aphanomyces invadans is the source of this 1244-nucleotide messenger RNA. RefSeq lists its product as hypothetical. NCBI's taxonomy places the organism in Eukaryota, Oomycota, Saprolegniomycetes, Saprolegniales, Verrucalvaceae. Bases 39 to 1037 code for a protein of 332 amino acids. Gene Ontology annotation, molecular function: protein binding. The record is from RefSeq and is a predicted model, not a curated record. The transcript has 5 exons.
CUCCGCUGGUCUGCGUCGGCACCACUCGUGUUGGCCCGAUGCUGGUACUACGAUGCUGCCACGACAUGUAUGAGCUCAAGAGUGGCGAGAACCUUGUCGGAACUGACGAAUCCAAGUGUCAUGUGGUGCUCCACGCAGCCAACCAAGCGGAGCCCAUCCAUGCAAUCAUCGACGUGACCAAGAGCAUGCAGGACGCCGUCGUGCGGCCUCUUGGCCGCGUGCUUGUGAACAGCACCCGCGUGACGACACCCACAUCGUUGGCGAUGGGGGAUGUGGUGUCGUUUGGAGCUGGCGAGGCGUCGUCGUUCAAAUUCGACGCAUUGGUGACACACACAGUGGCCGCGUCCAUCGAAGCGCGGAAUCGAACGAAAGCGAUGCUGACCGAGCUCAAACACGUGGAGGUACCUGAGCGCAGUAGACAUGGCGACGUCCAGGUGCUGGGCGAUAUUCCGUACAUGAACGACGUGUUUGUGUCGGCGCAGUUGCUCGACUCGGCGAAGCAGAAGAACCAGAGCUUUGAUAUUGACAGCGACGACAGCGACGACGAUGGCCCUGAAUCAAAGACGGCCGGGGCUGCAUGUGACGUCAAGCAGAACAAGCAAGGUUUGAAUCGCAGAGCGACGAAGCGCACCGUGACUGUGGCGCUGAUGCGACCGAACAUUGCAACACUUUCGAGGGACAUAGGCCUUCCUGAGGCUUCCCUGCAAGCCCGCCACGAAAUGGAGAGAAUCGAGUGGCAAAAGGAAUUGAGUGCUGUCAAGCACGAAAUCGACCGAUUGCACGGGCUCCAACAAAAGCCUCGCACGUGUGAAGCGAGUACUCAAUGCCAUAUCACUGAAGAAGCACGUCCAAGGUCCAGCGACCCAACGUACACCAACAAUCGCAAGAUUCAAAUCACCAAGCGAUCGGCGUCAACGUGGCUAUCCGACGCCAUACUAGGCAGGGAAUGGUCCUUUGGUGCAAGGCAUGCAGCCGUGGUGGUGUGUGUGGCGUUCGUCACAUGCAAAGGGGCAUGGAGAGCGAUGAAGAGAGCAUAGAUGCACGUGUUCCGUUAGGAAUGCUUUGCGAAGCGGCGGGGCUACGCGGCCCGAGCGGGACGAGUCCUGCGGGUCGCCAUUUUCCCUUCAACAUGCUGACAGCGAUGCCAUUGGUCCAGCUUCGGCCAAUCAGUGCCCGAGAAGCGAUUCCAUAACCGGAUUGACCCAUUUCCAAUAAAUUACAUACCAUACACAAGUAAUCCAUCA